Molecule: messenger RNA, 1701 nt
Organism: Talaromyces marneffei
Lineage: Eukaryota; Fungi; Ascomycota; Eurotiomycetes; Eurotiales; Trichocomaceae
Exons: 3
Coding region: 1-1701 (566 amino acids)
Source: RefSeq, a predicted model, not a curated record
AUGGAAUCUGACUUCCCACCACUCCCGUUCUCGGGGCAUUCGGCUAAGCAUUCAGCAAACACCUCACAAAAGAGAGAUAGUGCGUCUGCCUCGUCAAAUCUUCUCUCUAAUUUUCGUGGAUUGGAGGUCGCUCAGAACGGUUCCAAGAUUGUUCACAAGACGUUCACCCGUGGCGGCGAUGCUAUCCUAGAAUAUGUUGAUACCGACUCACGCAAAACUGUGACGCACUAUCGCUGGCAGGUCUCCAGCGAUAGGUUGAGAGAGAAUAGUCCAUUUUUCUCCGCGUUAUUAGAUCCGAACAAGUUCUCUGAAGGAAGGCGUUUUGUUGAAAGCAAAACUGGAUCGAAGGGGUCGUCAACGACUAGAGUCGGUGAUGAACCAACAACCGAAUCAACGCAGCGUUUGCCACUAGUUGGACUGAACUUGACUCGUUUAACGGGCAAACAUCGGAUAGAAAGUCUUGAACUAUUUCUUAAAGCACUACUAUCCGCCUAUGAUCUUGACCUCAGCGCUAAGAUGGGAAUAGAGAUUGCCCACCAAUCCGUUCCGGUGAUUGCUGGCUUAAUAGAGAUUUCCGAUCUCUUUAGCUCGUCAGAUGUGAUUAGUGAUGCUCUGAGGCAUGCGAAUUACCGGCCGUCAAUCAAGGGUAUCCAGUCUCUAGAGGUGUUCAGUUCGUCUUUAUUGAAACUUAGCGACGAAAGACUCCGGCAAAUCAUAUAUAUAGCAAUGUUCACACAACACGAUACAAUAUUCCGGGUGGCUUCCCAUGCAUUGGUGUUGACUGGGUCCGUUAGAUGGUCAGAUGGCGGUAUCGGACUUAACAAGUAUGGGAAACAUCGCUGGUCGUAUUUAGACACUGGAAUAGAAGAAGAAUUAUAUUACCGAAGGCAAUGUAUAAUGAACACGAUAACGGAUCUACAAGCGCAUUUCUUACGCGCAUACGGUGCAUUGGAAGACGAUGUUGAGCGCAGUAAACCGCAACCGAAGCAUAAUAUGCUUAUGACAGCCGUUUCGUCCAACGCCAAACCAUUUCAAUGCCGUUGGGGAUUUGACAAUUCCAAGGCAUGUGAUUCGUUUCAUCUCGGUGAAAUGGUUCGAUUUUUCACAAUGCGGUCCAAGACCAUAUUCCUAGGUUCUACGUUGAUUGACCCUGGGUAUGAGAAUGGCUCUGAAGAAGAAGACGACGACGAUGAUGAUGGAGAGGAUGAACAAAAUAAUGUGAAGAAAUCAUCUGGGACUGAGAGAAGCCAACCUCAGGAUGAAGCCGUUGAUCGCACAGCGAACGUAGCGUCUUCUGAUAUCCUAUCAAUCACCUCGUCUCUGCGGCAGAUCCCUGAUUAUCAGAUCGACACCAAUCACACCGGAUGCGGUAUCCGGCGGCGUCUACUUCCAGUAUUAGAUUGCAUCGAUGGAUUCAUUGGCCACCGAAGGGCUCUCAUCGGUUUAACGGAUGUGACAGUGUGGAAAUCGAGCACGCGUGCUACUCAACGAAAGACGAACCUGGAUUCUUGGAGAUCAUCUGGUCUAUUAAGAGCAGAAGAAGUUGAUAUACGUGGAGCAAAGAUUCCCUUUGCUGUUGUGUUGGAUAAGAAUGGUACAGCGGUGGCACCGAGCACGACGUCAGCAGUCAACGUUAUACACCAACACAGGGAGGAGGCAAGAUUCUUUUUCACGGCAAAGAAAAGGAAUUGGGAAAGUUGA